Messenger RNA from Aspergillus welwitschiae, 1030 nucleotides. RefSeq lists its product as uncharacterized. Lineage: Eukaryota; Fungi; Ascomycota; Eurotiomycetes; Eurotiales; Aspergillaceae. The coding region runs from base 275 to 718 and encodes 147 amino acids. The transcript has 2 exons. The record is from RefSeq and is a predicted model, not a curated record.
GGCAAACCCCCGGAUUGCUGCUGCUGCUGCAGAAGACCGCCUGGUAAGCCAGCGUUGGGAGACGGUCAGCCUGCCAGUCACAUCGGAUUACCCUAAGCGCCGUCGCAGGUUAUGACAAGCCCCCGCUGCUAAUCGGGAAUCAUUGGCUUAAUUUGGCGCCGUGUGUUCGGCGCCUAUCUAUCUACUUCCUUCCCGCUGCUGCCUUGGCCGCGCAUUCUCGAGAUCAAGAUCCGUUACAGGAAGGGUAUUGAGCACCACACGCAUACACGCCACGAUGGGUUCCGCAACUAAUUUUGCCAAAACCAUCAUCAUCCCCGCCUUCAUCUCCCUAACGCUCUACCUCCUCUUCUCCUUCGUGAUCAUCCCCUUCUUCCGUCGCUAUCAUCAACGAUACUCGCAAUAUCUCCCACUUCAUACUAUUUCUGCGCACACUACAACACUCCGGGAUCGUAUCGCGGAUGCCUUAAUGCGACGAUUCCUCCCGUCGGUUUGGCGACAAUCACAAUUCGACGAUCAGCACGACAACAUCAGUAUAUACGAUGAAGAAGGAGAGAUUAUGGUAGGGAUGGACAUGGACCCAUCACGGCGAGAAGCGCUCGAGCGCCGACGGAGUACAGCCGGGGAUGCGGAGAGUCGAUUGAGCCGUGAACUCGAAGCGGGGUUCAUGGAUGACAGUGAUGAUGACGAGAGACAUGCCCAUGCUCAGUCACGUCGCUGAAUUCUCUCGCCUUCUGUACAUAUUACAUUACCAUGUUAAAGGAGCAAUUGGCGUUUGGGAAGGGAAAUAAAUAUGAUAGACAUCUAUUCUUUGCUGAACCUUUGCGGUACAGAUAAAGCCCAAGGCACGUCUGUCUGAAUAAACUCAAUGGCACUACUAAGCUACCUGCAUGCGUACAUAAAACCAAUGCAUGCACUGAUAAUCACCUCAAGGGAUAUCUACUCCGUCCGUCCGAAUUUAUCUAUUUAGUAACUCAAUCAACCCACCCCUUACUUCAUUCAUCUCCAACCCCACGUCACAACUCUGUUCUCC